AAUGAAUCAUAGGAUAUAUUUUGGUUAUAAGAAAUCUUACAGUAUGUUAUAUAAUGUCAAUUGUUAGUUGAAACACCAAAACGUUAUUAAUAUCAAUCAAUUGAUAAGUUACCAAAAUUACCAUCCAUUCAAUCAGAUGUUAAGUAAUAUUGUAUAACUUAUUCAGACAGUCUUGGAAAUUUGGUCAUAAAGAAUAAUCAACAAAUUUAGGAGUUUUGAGUUUGCCUGGAUAAUUGAUGAGUGGAAAACAGAAGAUUAAUUAAGAUGCCAUUAUAGUAGAAAAGAGACUGAAUUUCUAUGGAGUUGCUGAUGGACAUGGAGUAAAUGGUGAACGUGUUUCUGGAUUUAUUCGUAUCACACUACCUAAAUAUAUUGAAUAAAGUCUUUUAGAACCAAAAGAGACAUUAAUAAAUAGUAUUUUAUAGACAAAUAAUGAAUUGGUGAAUAAUUCAAAAAUUGAAACUGUCAUGGCAGGUUCAACAUUAUGUUGUGGUUUGAUUAAAUUAAAUAGAUUAUACAUAGCCAAUGUAGGUGAUAGUAGAUGUGUUUUAGCAAAGUAAAUUGGUAAUUCUUGGUAAACCAUUGAAUUAACAAAGGAUUAAAAACCCUCUAGAGAAGAUGAAGCAAGAAGAAUAUUAAAAGCUGGUGGACGUAUAGCUGCUCAAUAAGAUAUUUAUGGUAAUUAAGUGGGUCCACUUAGAGUUUGGUUAAAAACAUUGAAUGCUCCAGGAUUAGCUAUGACUAGAGCAAUAGGAGAUAGAAUAGGUGCUUAAGCAGGUGUAAUAGCAACACCUGAAAUUACAGAGUAUGAAUUAACAAAUGAAGACAAAAUUUUAGUAUUUGCUUCAGAUGGUAUAUGGGAUUUUUUGUCUUCCCAAGAAGUAGUUUCAAUUUUGAGUUAAUGUUAUGGAAAAAAUAUAAGUGCUGAAUUGGCAGCAUAAAAAUUACUAAAUUUAGCAGUAGAUGCAUGGAAAAGAAAUAGUUUAGCUAGAGAUGACAUUACUUGUGUAGUCUUAUAUUUAUGA
This is a messenger RNA of Paramecium pentaurelia, 1025 nucleotides long. NCBI's taxonomy places the organism in Eukaryota, Ciliophora, Oligohymenophorea, Peniculida, Parameciidae. The record is from the annotation of a GenBank genome assembly.